Messenger RNA from Corylus avellana, 877 nucleotides. Its product is annotated as RING zinc finger protein. Lineage: Eukaryota; Viridiplantae; Streptophyta; Magnoliopsida; Fagales; Betulaceae. The record is from RefSeq and is a predicted model, not a curated record.
UGGUACAAUGCCAUGUAUCAUCUUUAUCUACCCUAAUCUGAUCAGAACCACAAAACUUAUAAAAUCUCAGCCGUUGGUACAUGAAUAAUAGUACAAACACUUAACUUUAUGGGUGUAGGCCUUAUAUAUAGACUACAAUUAGUGAAAUGUAACACAAAUAUGCAUGUUGUUUCAAAGUUAAAGCUAGCCAAAAAAUUCAAGGCCCUCGGUGGAAAAAUGCCAGGAUUCAGCAUUUUUCCACUUGGUGGGUGCUUCGACGGAUGCCGCGACCACACUCAAGCGUCAGGAUUUGGCACAAGGAUCUGGAACCUAAGCGACCGGCCGGUGGAGCUGCAAAUAAGAGUUGGAUCAAUAUUGAAGAAGGUUCAUACUUUAAAGCCAGGGUCUUCGAAGAGACUGAAAUGCAAGAGCAUAUACAAGGCUUAUAUGCCUGGAAAAAGUGGGGGUGGGGGUGGAGGAAUGAAGAGCUUGCUGUAUUACUAUGAUGAAACAUGCCACCCUUAUGUUUGGAUAAAUGAAACUGGGGGUGAUUCCUUAAGGAUGGUCAAGCAACAGUAUAUUAGUCUUGAAGACCUGAGGGAUUGCUCUGAGAUCAGAAUCUUUAGGGACCAUCAGAGAGGCUGCAUAUCCGUUCGCAAGAAACCUAGGCUGGAUUUUUGCUAAGUAUUUUUAUCCACUAAUUGUAAGUUUGAAUGUUUUGUGUUGGUAAUGACAGCAAAGAUGCUUCUUUGAUUUUCUUUUCUUCUUCUUCUUUGGAUCCUCUCUUGCUUCCUAUGUGAAUGUAUUGGAAGAACUCAGAAUAGAAUACACAAGGUAUUCUGCAGAAUGUAAUAGUGCAGCUGUUGGAUCUGGUUUUCUUAUCAAAUUUAGUUUGAUC